Messenger RNA from Dufourea novaeangliae, 1883 nucleotides. RefSeq names its product alpha-glucosidase-like (gene Hbg3). Bases 64 to 1749 code for a protein of 561 amino acids. Gene Ontology annotation, biological process: carbohydrate metabolic process. The record is from RefSeq and is a predicted model, not a curated record. The transcript has 9 exons. Lineage: Eukaryota; Metazoa; Arthropoda; Insecta; Hymenoptera; Halictidae.
CGAUCUUAUAACUUUGGUGUCGGUGGCGUUCCGAAAUAAUCAGACGCGGGCACGUAAGGAAAAAUGAAGACGGUAAUAAUAUUUUGUGUGAUAUCAUUAUACGUGGCUGCCGGCCACGGUGAACGAGAAUGGUGGCGGACAAUGUCGCUUUAUCAGAUUUAUCCCAGGAGCUUUAAGGACAGCAACGGAGACGGCGUGGGUGAUUUAAAAGGUAUCAAAAGUAAGCUGAAUCAUCUGCCCGAGUCGAACAUUGACGCUUUCUGGGUGUCCCCAAUUUAUCCUAGCCCAAUGGUCGAUUUCGGUUACGAUAUAUCCAACUUCGUCGACAUCGAUCCAAUUUUCGGCACAAUACAGGAUUUUGAGGAUUUGCUGGACACCGCGCACAACAUGUCCUUGAAGAUGAUCAUGGACUUGGUCCCCAAUCAUUCCUCGGAUAAGCACGAAUGGUUUCAGAAAAGUUUGCAGAACAUCGAACCAUACACUGAUUACUAUGUGUGGCGCAAUGGUACAGUGCUUGAAAAUGGUACCGUUGUACCACCGAAUAAUUGGGUGAGUGUGUUCGCUGGAUCGGCUUGGACGUGGCGGAUGGAACGCCAGGCGUAUUAUCUUCACCAAUUUGCGCCGGAACAACCAGAUCUGAACUUCAAUAACGAAAACGUCGUACGGGAGAUGCAGGACGUGAUGAGGUUCUGGUUGAACAAAGGUGUGGAUGGCUUUAGAGUUGAUGCUAUACUACAUCUCUGCGAAGAUGACCGAUUUCUAGACGAGCCACUGUCAGGAGAUACCAAUAAUCCGAAUGAUUAUGGAUACACAGUGAAAACGUUCACAAAGGAUCAACCAAAAACUUACGAGAUAGUAAAGGGCUGGAGUGAGGUUCUGAAGGAGUACGAGGACAGCAAGGUGAUGAUGAUGGAAGCUUACACCGAUAUACCAAUGACGAUGAAGUAUUACGAAGCUGGAGCGAGUUUCCCCUUCAACUUUGGAAUGAUUACGGAUGCGAAUAAAUCUUCAACGGCGGAAGAUUUCAAAAAAUUGAUCGAUAGGUGGAUGUCGAACAUGCCAACUGGCGCCGCGGCUAACUGGGUGGUUGGCAACCACGAUAAACCCAGAUUGGUGACUCGAUUCGGGUCUAAACGGGCUCGUGCUGUCACCCUGAUGACGCUUUUACUGCCCGGUGUCAGCGUGACAUAUAACGGCGAAGAGAUCGGCAUGGAGGACACUUGGGUCUCCUGGGAAGAUACCAAGGACCCGCAAGGAUGCAACGCCGGUCAUAAUAGAUUCGAACAGAUGUCUAGGGAUCCUGCUAGAUCACCAUUCCAAUGGGACAACACCACAUCCGCUGGAUUUUCUGCAAACCCAAAAACCUGGCUCCCAAUUAACGACAACUAUAAAACCAUAAAUCUAGCUACGGAGAAGGAACAAAUAAAUUCAUACUACAAUUUCUAUAAGGCUAUGUCAUGGCUGAAGAAAGCGCCGUUCGUUGUAAAUGGAAACUUAACUACGACUGUGUUGAACAAUAGAGUUUUACUGAUCUCCAGGGAAACCGCGGAGGACGGAUCUGUUAUUGCAGUAUUAAACCUUAGUAACAAGGCAGAAUACGUUAACUUAUCACAGUUCGAUAACGUAUCGUGUGGACUGAAUCUGUAUUACGCCACUGAUGGCAGUAACUUGGUACCGGGGCCUGUGCCAUGUCACACCCAGAAUGUGUACGUACCUGCGUCUGGAAUAGCAGUUUUUAUCCGGCAUUAGGAUAAGAAGUGGAAAUGAAGUAUCGUAGGACUACAAUCAUCUUUACAAGCAUUAUUUUAUCAAAUCUACCGAACUAUGUAACGAGUUAUUCAAAUAUGUUUGCUGUUGGCAGUUCAACACUUCAACAUUGUUAC